GUCACCGCCUCAACUUCCUCCAGAAGGCGGAAGCCAAAUGGACGACGCUCGCUAAUCUCGGAGGUCAGGACAAGACAGAAGGACGUCUUUUGGGAAUUUGUGGGCCAUGGGAUUCAUUCCGGACGAGGGCAAGGGGCUCCCUCCGCCCGACCUCGUAAACCCAAACUCAAUGUGGCUAGCCGGCGUGGGCUGGUGCACCGCCAUGCUCCAGAACGCCAUCAACCACAGGCCGCCGCUAAAGUCAGGAGCUCAUCGACAGGCCCUGAUGGCGACGAUCGGCUGGUUCAUCGGCUACCACCUGACUAAAUAUGAAAAUUACGUGCACGCCAAACUGGACCGAGACAUGAACGAGUACAUGAAACUGCACCCGGAAGAUUUCGCACCCAAGGAAAAGAGGACCUUUGCUGAGAUUGUGGAGCCUUUCAUUCCUGUGCGCUGAGCUGUCACGUCACAUUCAUUGUGCCCAGUAUUCCCCUGUAUAAUUGCUUAAAAAUAAAUACAACAUAAUCCAAUA
Molecule: messenger RNA, 514 nt
Organism: Phyllopteryx taeniolatus (common seadragon)
Lineage: Eukaryota; Metazoa; Chordata; Actinopteri; Syngnathiformes; Syngnathidae
Gene: ndufc2
Product: NADH:ubiquinone oxidoreductase subunit C2
Exons: 3
Coding region: 107-439 (110 amino acids)
Biological process (GO): mitochondrial electron transport, NADH to ubiquinone
Cellular component (GO): mitochondrial inner membrane
Source: RefSeq, a predicted model, not a curated record